CGUGCGGUCGUCCUGCGGAUUGUAAAUUCCUCCCUUAUAAACCAUAAUUUCUUUGCGACGCGUGAUCUUUGCGUCUCUUUUGAUUAACAGAAUAUUGCUUCGGGCUAUACAUUCGAAAAAAAAUUAGAUUUGCGAAUAAAUUGUGUUGUGUCCUAUAACUGAACGAAAUGUGUGUGUAGCUGUGACUGUAAAUUUCAUUAUUAUCUCGCCGUACGUCCAACUGAAUAUAAUUUCGUUUUUAGUUAACUGAAACGUUAUACAUAUGUCGCGUCUAGUGGUGAACAGUGAGCAGUAGGAAGAAGUGUAGUGCUGUCAAUAACGUGGUAGCCAAAUAAAUAUAUAAAAAGUGAACCUUAAACAAGGAAGUUCUCCCAUAACGCCAUAUAAAGGAAUAUAUUGAAAAUCUAUGUAUGACGAUGCUGUCGAACAUUGCGUAACUUGUUAAAAUGGGGCAGAUGUCAAUGAGUUACUGAGAAAAACUAUAACUUGCACGCAUGUCCUUAUUAAAUAGCUUGGCAAAUGAUAGCUUUGUUGAGCGAGGCGAAAGUAUAGCUGAAUAACAUUGAACGAGGUGCAAUAGAAAAGGCCAAGUCAAUGUCGCUGUUGAUUAAACUUGCCAGGCUAUCAACGACGAUAUUUCUGGUGAUGCUGCUGCCAGUGGCACCUCAGGACAAAAUAGAAAACAAACAUCAACAGAAUGACCAAUACAGAAUGGAUCAAAAGUUUUCGUUGCCCGCCGUACCGCUGCCGCCACCGCCGACUUUCUCGGCGGCCAAGCACAACUUUUCCAUGAACGCCUUUGCGGGUGACCAUGCUUUAGGGGGUCACCGCUCUCCCUCUCGCUUAACAGGAACCAUAUAUGGCAGUUCCGGCUGCGGUGGUCUGCUCAAGGCGAGAAACGGCAUCAUUCAAACACCUAACUUUCCACAUCGGUUCUCCACGCCAAUCGAAUGCAUAUGGAUAAUCGAUGCCUCUGAUUUGCCAACAUCUCAGGGGAAGGAAAAUAUAUCUAUAGUAGUCUAUCUAACACAACUUUACGUGCUGAGCGGUCUCAAGCUCACCGAGUAUAUGUAUUACUCUGAUGACUUCAAGGUGCCAGCGCACCGCCUUUUUACCCUGACUGAAGACGAAGUAACCCAGGUCUCCUGGGUGCAGUUCCACAGUCAGUAUUUGGAGAUAAGGUUUACUAUGGAAACCUUGGACGGAACUCAUUUACGUGCACUGGAUCGCUUACUGGAUGUGUACGGCUUCAACAUAACAUACGAGGUGCAGCAUGAUGUGAAGGAAUCGCAGUGCAAUACUCUCCAAUGUCGCUUUCUUGGAGAUUGCUAUGCCAGCGCUGACUUUGGUUCGUAUGGUUGCGCCUGUUUUCCAGGCUUCAGUGGCAGCGAUUGUGGACAUGGUCCGUUAUGCAAAGACAGCCAUACUAACGUGUGCCAAAACGGUGGAACGUGCAAGCACAUUGGUGAUGCGGCCAUAACUUGCCACUGUCCAGUGGGGUACAAAGGAACUAAAUGUGAAAUACCCGAAAUAAAGAGGACCACGCAGGGAUGCACUAUUAAUGCGAGCUCCCUCGAUUGUCACAAUGGCUGCAACUUUGACAAUUACAACGAAGCUACUGUUAGUUCCAGUCAGAGCUACUCGGUUCUGAGAAGUAAUCCCAAUUCAGCACGCAGCGGGAAAACUCGUUACGAAGUGACCAUGCGACUUGGUGCAAAUCUAACAGGAUAUUAUCGACAUGCUGAGAGGGAGCAGCUGUCGGGUGUUAUGGAAAGACAGCUUGGUCGAGUGUUGCGCAAUUUCAACAUUACAAAAAUCAGCGAUCUUGAACUGAUUUCGAACUCCACCGAUCGCUUGGAUAUGACUUUUCACUUUUUUGGCGACAAAGGUGACUCGCAGCGCAUUCGGGAAGCUAUUACACGAAUGGUGGAACGUGGAAGAAUCGGAAACUUUACAUUGGUUGCUAAUUUUCAUCAUUUCGACGAGAAUCCGCCGUUGAAUAUGCUGGAUCUGAGCGUCAAUCAACCGCAUGCAAGCGUGCGCGAGGACAGUGAGUUUAUCAUAUCCUGCACAGCCCAAGGCUCAUCCCGCAUGCAAUUUCAGUGGUUCAAAGAUGGAGCCGCGGUAAAUGCAAGCAAAGCAACGAGGGAAAUCUGGACUACUGUUCUGCCACCUGAAAACAAAGAUGUCUACACGGCGAUACUGGGCGUUAACAAGGCUAGUCGGAUUGAUGAGGGUGUCUACAGUUGCAAGAUCACCGACUGGGGCGUAGAGCAAUGCCGGUCCCUACACAUUCACAUUAAGUCACCUCCCCGUCUAAGAGUGGAUCCUGCCAGUGUUACAUUGCAGCGAGGAGAUUCCCUGCGAGUGCGUUGCCUCUCGCCCGGCAACGAUGACAUCAAGCGAUACGCCCAGCUGGGCUACAGUUGGACUCGAAACGGUGUGCUGUUCCAAUCAAACACUGCCACCGCCAUGUGGGAGGAUCUCUACCCCGAUGGCAGUAUCCUGAAGAUCAACAAUAUACAAAAGUCCGCAGAGUACGCCUGCCUUGUCUCCAAUAGUGUGCGGCCUGUGUCCAAGAGUGUCUACAUCAACGUUAUUGAACGCAAUGCGGCGCACGUUUGUGCCGCGGAGUCCACCUACGGAGUGCACUGGCCCACCAGUGCCCCAGGAGCACCCAUCAUUACAGAUUGUCCGCGAGGCUUUGAGGGCCAUCUGCGACGAAUCUGCGAGCAACGCGAUACGGGAAACUCUAGUUGGUUACUGCCCGACUUCUCAGGCUGCGUGCGCGAUGAGCUGAUUCUUAUCUACAACCGAUAUCGCGCUUUGAGUGCUGGAUUCCAGCAAACGAAUUCCUCGAACAUACUUAAAGCUUGUUUUGAUUAUACAAUUCAGAGACGUUACAGAUUUCUGCCCGGCGAGGCGAGCUUCCUCAUUGACAUGUUGCAUGAGCUCGACACCUACUUGCAACUGAAAGGUACCCAACUAGAGCGUGAGAUGGCCGCGGAGAUUAUACUGCGCAUUCUGGAUAAAGUCAUGCAGAAUGCUCAAUCCUUGAACAGUCAACAGCAAAUUAAAAAACUGCAGCUGUUAACGCAAUCAGCGGCGCUGAACCGCGAGACAAUUGCGGCCUCACAAUUGGCCACAUCGACAAGCGGCAGCAGUCAGCCGUCGCCAGCUGACAGCUCGACAACGCUGACCGCACAGGCCAACAUCAGGGGCGAUGACGGCAGUGGCUCGAGAGCAACGGUGGGCGACAUUUCUGCCGGAUCUGCGGGAAAUUUGCAGGCGACUCGUGCCGUUGGCGGUGAUGGCGAUGGCAGAGCAGGAGCUCCCAGCAUUUUGACAGUCGAUGAGGACACGCUGUCACUGGAUCGACUCAACUCGCUACGAAUUUAUAUGACAUCAGUGAAGACCCUGCCCUUUAAUUUACGAAUUUACGACGAGGAUUUAUUUUCGGAUCAACUCUAUAUGGAUAUCGGACUAUCCAGCCGUCUGCUUCAUAUCAUGGCCAACUCCACAAUAUUUGCUUCUGUAAUCUCCUAUAAGAACUUAAAAAGUUUCCUUCCCAAAACAUACUACACAAGAGGAAGCGAUCCCAGGGACUCCGACUAUGUGCUUGCUUCACGGAUUAUCCAGACCUGGCUGUUCCAGUCGAAUCGGUCCAACGACAACUUUCGAGAACCCCUCGAUUUGCCAUUCGAAUCAGGCCACGUGGAGAUCAUUUUCCAACACGAGAGUGUUCCCAUAACGGGUAAUUGGGUGGCCGUGUGUGGACACGACUACAAGGCCUCAUUCGAGUCCACUUGGCGAUCGGACUUGUGCAUCACCAAGCAUCUGAUGGCUAACAUAACUCGCUGCAUUUGCCCACUUUCUGGAACCUAUGUGGUCAUGCUCACCAAGCGCCAGCAAAAUAUUACGCAGUCGCAUGCACCGCAACGCCCAAUCUUCGUGAUCGCCAGCUGCGCCUGCUGUCUCCUCCAAUGCGGAUCGGCUCUCCUCAUUCUGGUGCCGAUCUGGUGCAAUCGCAAGUGUGCCAUUACCUUCCUCAAAAUCCAGUUCUGCAUCUCAACAUUGAGCGUAAUGCUCAUAUAUUUGUUGGGCUUCAUGAAAAUGCUGCCAAUGAACUGGCACGCAAUCAUUAGCAGCUCGCUUGCAUCGCUGUUGUUGCUGGGCGUCUCAACGCUGAUUGCGGUUGCUUUGGUCAUACACACGGAGUUGAUGCCCAAGAAGUAUCUGCAAAUUGGCAGCAAGCCGGCGACGCCCACCAGGCAGGACAAAAGACGCCGCGAGCGCGAGAGUUUAAGCAACAUUAUCCAAAUUCGCACCCAGUCUUCCGUGGGGGCUACGGUGGUAGCUACAAACUCUAGCAACAAUCGCAGGCCUUUGCCAGUGAAAAGCGAUUCCUCUCACCAGAGCGGAGCGGCGGGCAUACGUGGCGCCAUCGGCAUUAGCUGGUUGCUGCCGCUUCUUUUCGCUGUUGCCGCCCCACUAAUCUGCAGCAUCAUUGGCAAGUGGCCCCGCCAUUGGUGGCUGGACAUUCUCUCUACUGUGUCUUCGGAUGACUCUGCCAGCAAGUCCGAUGUUGAGCCAACGGAGUUUGAUGGUAUCUUCUAUACGCAUUCGCUCCUCAAUGGCGAUAAUUUACUGAUGGAAUCGGAAGCGCUGCUGGGGAAUGCAACGAGCACUCCAGCUGAGACAUCAUCAAUUGGGCUGGAAGAUGAUGUGGCCACGUCAACAUCAUCAAUCAGAGCCAGCAGUAGCUACAGCAGUGGCUCUAGCAGUGACAGCAGCAUGGCAGUCGCAGUAGCUGCGGCCUCGACUUGGCCACAGCAACAACAGCAGAUGCCAGCCACUUGGAGCCGCACUACCUCCACUUCCACCUCAGGGUAUGGACAGGCCGCGGCUUUAACUUCCGGCCUGAACGGAGCGGCAUUCUCAUCGACGUCGACGCCGUUGUCGCCUUCUCUGAGCUUCAUCCUGUUCGUUUGCAUCGAUUUUCUUUUAAUUUUCCUCUUCUUUGCGCUCUUUUCCAUUUUAAUGAAGAAACUUUUGUGGUUGUGGCACAAAAAUCGCAAUGUGCAUACGCAUCCGUUGGAUAAAUUCAAUCUGGCUUUGCAAAGGCGACUUGGCCUAUUAUACAGAGCAGGCGGACUGCUGCUCAUUAAGCUAUGCACCGAUGGGUUCUUCAUCGUUUAUGUUAAUUCAUUACCGGAUACCUUAUGGGGAUAUCUGUUUGGCAUAUCGUGCAUAAUAUUGGGCUUUGGAAUCCUCUUUUGUUUUGUCAUCAGGUCUGAAAGCCAACUGCGGGGGCCACCGUUCCUGAGCAGCAACGGUAGCAGUCAGAAUAGCUCGUUAAAGCAGACAAAGUUCAACACGAGUAAGAGCAGCCUGGACGAUAAAUACUGCACUACAACGGCUAACGUCAACAGUCCAUUAAGCUUCUACACUAACCAUGACAAAGAGAAGGAGAGCGAAUGUGCGGUAUCAUUGUCAGCAGCAGCAGCUCAGACAUCUUCAUCUGGAGAAAGCGUCCCACCCCUCCAAUCAAAGGUGGGACUGGAGCUGUCCGGAGUAACUGGAACUGCCGUGCAAUUGCCGUCGACAAUCAUUUCAACGGUUCCGCGUUGCCAGGCAGCAAAUACUGCAUCUGUUACAAUUGGCAGUUCGACGGAGACCUUCCUCAGUGACCGUCAAACGCUGCCACUGACUGUUGCACCUUCGCCGGACACACGAUGCUGCGCACUACUUAGUGGAGGAAAUGCAUACGAUGCAUACACGAUGAGCAUGGGGAUGGGGGGACUUACAGGGAGCCUUGGAAGACGAACGUUGCAUCAACAACCAACUCAUUUCCGUUCGGGACCAUGCGGGGACUUUCUGGGUGUCGAGACACUGGAUAUAAUUCAAGGUGUAGCAGCAGAUAGCAUAAUUGGAAUUCAUACCAGCGCCAUAAUGCCUUCGGCUAUGUCCGCUUCUCACUAUGUUCCGCUGCAACAUAACCCAUAUGUAGAUUUUGUGCCCAGCUCACUAAUACUCAGCUUGCCAGCUCAUCAUAUGCCCCCACCGCCGACUAUAAGUGGCAACUUGAGCGGUUCUGGGAUUUCCAGUGCCACACUUUCGAUGUCCUUGCCUACACCAAACCCCAAGACACAGAAGCGAGUGACCAUUCUGGAACCCACGUCACGGACGACCUUCGACCCUCUGCUCCCCACAAUGGUGACAGCAGUGAUCUCGACCAGCACCGCGACAACGACGGCUGCAAUACCUAUUUCUACUCAAAGUGGUGGAAUAGGAUGUGGUAGUGGCAGUGGUGGCAAUGAUGCCACGCUAGAUCGCAUAACCAUGGACCUCGACUAUUUACUGAAUAGGGGAAAUUUGGAAAACGUGGAGGGAGGAGAGCCACCGCUUCCCCAACAAGGUCCUACAGACGAUGCACAACUGAAUCAACAGAAAUAGUAACAGCAACAAAGUGAGCACUUUUAAGCUGAAACAUUUAUUCUAUUUGGCAUAUUCUAAUACACUAAGAUGCAUUUACGAUGCUUCGAUUUUGAAUAUCAGAUGUAAAUAGGUGUAAAUACUAUACUAGAAAAACCUAAAGAUGAAAAUUUCACAGAGCUUUGCAUUUGCAUUUUCUGUUUUUAUGCAUUAACUAACAUUAAUUGAAUAUUUUAAGUGGUUUAAAAACUGACACAUGGCAUGUGGGAAAACUAUGAUAACCAUCUGAAUUUGAAUCCUAGGUUAGCCCCAUUAUACAAGUACAUAUAUCAGUCAGAAAUAUUUUUCUGUUCGAACUCUGUCAGAUUCAGUCGGCGAAUUAUAUAGUAUGCUAAGUUCUCAUUAUUGGAAUAAUAUCAUUUAAAGUUAUUUCGACAUCAAGCAUAAUUAUAUUCAUAUUAAGAUUUCAAAGUUAACUAGGAGAAAUCGGAUAUAAAAACCAACUGAGAGAAUUUAAACAAAAGGUAACUUUUUAGCUAGAUUUACAAAAGGGUACUGGCAUAACCAUAUGAAAAUGAUAAAUUAAAGAGCGAGAACACUAAAGUGUGCAAAAGUUUUUGAUUCCAUUUAAAAUUUUCCUAGUCAUAACACAAAAUAAGCCCAAUUAAGAUAUACAAAAUUACAAUAUACAAUAAUUGUAAUACUAAUAAGAAUAACAGGAAUAUUUCUGCAACAAUAUUAAUUAUACAGAUAUAUCUUUAAAUAAACUCAAGACUCUUGUUAGAAAAACUAUAGAGAAACCAAAGAGACCGCUAUUUUCUUUUCAAAUAGGAAUCGGAUUAAGUAAAGCAAACGAGUCGUCUAUAAAGCUUUUGUUAUUCAAAUCAUACUGGUAACUUACAUCGCAUUAGUAGGCUUUCGGGAGUAGUCUCAAGUGUGGUCAAAAUUUCCAAAAACCAGUGAAGGAAAUAUAAAUAUAUUUAUAUUUUACAAUUCUUAAGCGACUUACCCAACCAUCGUUACCAUCGUUACAAAAAUGCCAAUUCAAUGAUGACAAGGAUGUACAUAUACCAUGUAUACCAAAUAUGCAUAUUUCCGAGCAAUCACAGGUGUCUUGUCGUACUGAAAAGCUUAGAGCCCAACUGGAUCCCCGAAUAUAUCACUGAAGAGUACUUGAUCUAUAAAAAUACUUCCCGUUAACCACACACCUCCAAUAUUGUUAUUGUACUACAACCAUCACCAAAUAGGAUUAUUUACCACCAGGAAAUAAACAAAACCCAUAAAAAUGCAGUAUGUUACACGUUUAUAAAAGAUAAUAAAAGAUUUAAU
This is a messenger RNA of Drosophila obscura, 7764 nucleotides long. RefSeq lists its product as uncharacterized. Bases 595 to 6456 code for a protein of 1953 amino acids. The transcript has 21 exons. The record is from RefSeq and is a predicted model, not a curated record. Gene Ontology annotation, molecular function: G protein-coupled receptor activity. Gene Ontology annotation, cellular component: membrane. NCBI's taxonomy places the organism in Eukaryota, Metazoa, Arthropoda, Insecta, Diptera, Drosophilidae.